Molecule: messenger RNA, 6185 nt
Organism: Nematolebias whitei (Rio pearlfish)
Lineage: Eukaryota; Metazoa; Chordata; Actinopteri; Cyprinodontiformes; Rivulidae
Product: histone-lysine N-methyltransferase ASH1L
Exons: 11
Coding region: 510-6185 (1891 amino acids)
Molecular function (GO): DNA binding
Source: RefSeq, a predicted model, not a curated record
GAACUGGCGGGAGCGGUGUAACUUUCCCGGAGAGGAGAGGGCGAACCUAAGCUGCGGAGAAGCGCCACCAGACCGCCACCUAGCUGCGGACACGACUCUGGAAACACCCGCGUCCAUGUGUCGGUGUUCAGCGGGGUCGUCUCGCGCUCUGAUGGGAAUUAAAAACUCGCUUUUCGGGGGAGUUUUCACCUCCUUCGGCCUCAGUUAUGUAACCAAAGCAACAUUUUAAUGCGCCAGAAGGGAGAGGGAGCAGCUACACCUCCAGGCUUUGAACACAAGGCUCUCCGGGACGCGCGCUCCCCUCGCGCGAUUCACGCAGCUCAAGCCUGACGGACCUUUUCCUCGCUGGAUGUAAGAAGACCUCAGCUGCUCUUGGAUGGUGAAAGGAUCUAUUUUUGUAACCUUUCUGAUACAUUCCUUCAGUCUUCUCUUCACCUUUUACCACGCCCGCCCAGGUGUUUGAAUAGUGGGAACUCCAGAGCACCUUACUCCUCCCCCCGACUUCUCUGAUGGACCAGAGAGUGAAGGGGGGGACCCCUCCAACCACCGCCUCCGCUUUGGAUGCCAAUUCAGCACCUGAGGACGCCAAGCAGGACCAAGUGGCUGAGAGAAAAAGGAGAAGCGAAGAUGAAGGGAAGAAAGAGGAGGAGAAAAGAGGAUGUAAGAGGGAAGGAGACAAGGGAGCAGUGCUGGAGGUGCUCAUCGAGGGACGCUGUGGAGGCGUGGGGCAGCAGGAGCUGCAGAUCUCUGGCAGGGAGACGAACUGCCCCGAGGGGAACGUGCGAGUCCGGAUUGGGCUCCAAGCCAAGCGCACCAAAAAGCCCCCAAAAAUUUUGGAGAGCUACGUGUGCAAGCCCACCAUCAGGACCUACCAGAGACAUGGUAGGGGGGGACUGCUGCGGGCAGAUGGAGAAGGAAAACCCAUCCAGCAGAGUAAAGGCAGCUCAACCACAAAUGAGGCGAACAGAGAACAUUGCGUGGGCUUGGAUGCUACCCAGGCCACAUCCAAAAAGACUGUAUCUGCUGCUUCACAACCUCUGACAUCGUCAUCUUCAUCACCACAACCUUUGUCAUUAUCCUCAUCAAAGUCUACCCCAGCCUCAGUCCCUGCAACAACCAGCCAGGGGACCAAGACUACCAAGCAGGUUCCCAUCAAGCUGGCCGAUAAGGCAGAAGAGAAUUCAAAUAGCUCAUCGGAGAGAGUGAAAAAAGACAAGCUUCCAAGUAUCAAUGGUCAGCCUAUCCCUGCAGGACCUAAACCCUGCUCACCCCUAACAGACCAGACAGCUUCAACCGCUCGAUUCGCCACAAGCAACCCAAAAGUCUCCACGUUGGACACCAGGAAUGAAGGGAGCAGCUCCAAAAAACACAAUGGUUUGGUUCAGACAUCAAAACAGAAGGGAUUAUCAGAUGGGAGAAGUUCUGCAAAUAUCCUUGGCACUUCUUCGAAAAGCAAAGCUGGAAAACACGUCAUUCUUUCUUCUGCUUCUUCCACGGACUCUUCAGCAAGGCCUCCAGUCUCCUCAGGCUCACAUAAAGAACUGUCGGGUAAGAGUAGGCCGGACUCGCCAUCUUGUCGUCCAGUCUCCCCUAAAUCCCAGUUUUCUCCUGAUGUGGAUCUCUCUUCUACUCAAUCCAAAGAUCAGGAUCCCUCGCAACAGCCCCCAGUAGUAAAAAAGAGAGAAAAAGAAAAGAAAGCUAAGAAAGAGAAGCGGAAAGAUAAGAAAUCAAAGCAAGAUAAGCUGGAAGCUGGGAGAAAGAAGACUGAGAAACUGAAGGAUGACAUAACAAAAAAGAAGAAAGAGAAGGGGAAGGAUGGAAAAUCAAGAAACAAUAAAGAAAAGGCUCAGAAACAAAGAACUGAUGAUUCGUGGGAGGAUGAGCUAAAGACGGAGAGAGGAAAGGUUGAAAAAAGGGAAAAGCUCAGUCCAGAUGGACAAAGGACAGUGGAUACUGUAAAAUGUGGUGAAGCAACUUGUAAACAAGAUAAAACCUGUAAAGUAGUGACAGAGAAGGAAAAGACAGAGGACAAGCUAGAUGAACAAGCCGAGCCUUCAACAACAGGUGAUCCCAGUAAAUCAAAGGAACAAGACGUCUCGAGAUGUUCAGCUGUGCCUCCAGCCCACUCCACUUCGUCCGCUCCUCCCCCCCUGCUUUCGCCUUCUGCCCAUGCCCCCAUUUCUCCCCCUUCUUCACCCCAAGAGCAGGACAGCCGACCACUCAAGAAACGCAAAGCUAGAAGGCCCAGCUGGACGAAGCUGGUGCAUCGUGCCCACAGGAUGGACAGUCAGGAAGACCAUUCAGAGUCCUUGCAUAAUCCCUCACCAAGUUUUCCUCAGAUUACCAAGGCGCCGUUUCCUGACAAAACCACUAUUCAUCAGAGUGAUGAGUCACAGUUGCCACCCUCUGGCUCCAUAUCUAGCUGCUCCUCCCAACUGUCGUCUGCAGUCAAACCUCCAACUCCAAAACAAACUCGCCCCACAUUGGAUUUAAGCCCUACUGCUUCAUUAUUCACCACGAUCAGUGUUCGGAAAAGGGGCCGACCAAAAUCCCAUAGCUUUAGCUUAGAUGAAACUACUCCUCCUCGGCUUUCACCGAACGAUAGCUCAGUCGAGGAGCUUCCUACUGAGCAUGAAAGAGUUCAGAAAGCCCCUGUGCUGGAGCCAGUACUGCAUUGUACCUCACAGCCGAGCUCAAGCCUCAAGAAGCGCGGCCGUCCUCCCAAACGGGCCCUCCCUGUGGACGACAGUGAAGAUGUACUGGAUCACGUCGAGAGGAGCAAAGGCUUUCAUCCUUUUGAAAAGGCGAGCAGGCAGCUAAAGAUCAGGAGACUGAUUAACGAGAUGAAGAAAAGGAAGAAGAGGAGACUUCACAAAGCAAUAAUGUCUGGUUAUGUGAGGAAGGAGGGAAGGGGAGUAGAGGCAGCUGGUGGUAAAACCUCACUGGGAAUGUGUAAAUCGUUUGAGACUACAACGGUUCACACGCUCUCAGCCCUGUCCUCCUCAUUCGGGAGCAAGCUGGGCCCUCAGAUCAAUGUGAGCAAGAGAGGGACCAUUUACAUGGGCAAGAGGCGAGGACGUAAGCCCAAAUCCCAAACAGCAAACCGAAAUUCCAGCUCCCAGUGCUCCACUCAGCCGUCUCUGUUUACCAGUCACUCUGAAGCAUCUCUCUUCUCAUCUAACCAGCCUCCACCCUUUCACCCCUUCCCUUCCCCAUCUCUUACCCACUCCAGUGGUGCCCAAAGUCCAUACAGUGAUGGCAGCCUCACGGAACCAACAUCCUCUUUCCUUUUUUCUCACCAUUUCUCCCUGCCUUCCCCAACCUCUUCCUGUACAUCCCCUCGUCCUCCUUCCUCUUCCUCCCUCUCCCCCUUUGUGAAGAAGAGUUGUCCAUGUCAAGGGAGGCAUCAUUUCCCCUUCCACCAGUCUACAUGUAUGCUUUCCUGUGCCACUCCUCCUCUGCACCUCACCCCUGGCUCUCCCAGCCACCUGAAAGAGGCCACUCCUUCCCCCAGGAGCGAGUCCCACAGUGAUGAGACGUUGCCGAGUGACAGUGGAAUCGGAACUGAUAACAACAGUGUCUCAGAGCGAGGGGAGUUUAGGGGAGCUCGAGGGAUACUUCGGUUUGGUCAAGGGUCAGGGGUUACUGUAGGGCGUCAGAGACUUCCUCCUUCCCCAGUCUCAUCUCCCAACUCGCACAUGUCCAGACAUUCAAAUGCAAUUGGCACCUUAAACUCUGUGGAACGGCACAGACACCGACACAGGCGAAGGGAUUAUGACGGUCCCUCCUCGUAUACGUGCCUGUGCCCUUGUCCCUGUCCAGGACACAACAAGUGCACUCAACCCGACUACGCUCCCUGCCUUGGGCACGGUGCUGUGAAGAGACAAAAAAACAAACACAAGAAGAAACACCAGCAGCUGCUCAUGCAGGAUCCAGAGUUUUUGGCUGAGCUGGACGAUCUGAUCACGCAGUUCGGUGACGUCCACAUUGGACGGAGAAGCUGGGCAAGGACAGGACUGGGGUCAGGCUUUGACAAAAGCACUUCUGGAGGAAGGCGACAUUUUAGCCCGUCCUCCUCUCAUUCCCUCCGCUCGAACAUCUUCAGGAUCAAUCUGAACGGCUUCUACUCGCCUCACCCUUCGUCCUUCUCCACUGGCUCCUCCUUCAGCCCUCAGUCUUUCUACCCCUGCCACUGCAGCAGGAAACUGGACCGCAGGCAGUGCAGCUGCCACUCUAAAUUUCAAGAAACCAUUGACAAUAUGGGCUUUUACAGCAGCUACCCCACAGCACCACCCACACUCUACCACCACCUUCCCAGCUCCUACCCACUUCCACCACCUCACCAGUAUGCCUUGCAUCAGCCCCACCAUGCCCACAUCCUCCUCAACCCGGCCAGAUUCCACAGGAGGAGGAGUCGGUUGCUGCGAGAGGGAGCUUUGGGAGCAGAGGUGGAGGGAGGUUUAGGGGCAGGCAGCAAAGGAGGAGGAGGCAGCGGCUCGGCCUACACUUCCAGUCUCUCUUGUGCGUGGGGGAGGAGUGAGCACAAACAUAAACAUUGUCACAGGCACUUUGAGCAACAUGUGGAUGAUGACGAAGAGGACGAUGGAAUGGAAAGAGAAGUUUCGGCUGCUUCAAAGUCACAGUCAGGGUUCGUUCAAGCAGAUGAGUGCAGGAGAAGUUCAAGAGGUUCAGGGAGCAUGCUGUCCAAAGAAUCACCAUGGUUACGCCAGAACGGAACUGACCUCUUCUCUGCUGCUGCUUCCUCUUCAUCAUUAUCAUCUUCAGCAGAGCGAUACAAAAGCUCACCUCUCACCUCCCUGGGGCUGGGCUCCUCGCACCUGUCUUCAUUCGGAGGAGGCUGGGGCGGCUUGGGUCAAAGCUGGGCAAAAUUUAGGAACCUAGGAGGCCCGGGGUUCGGAAAGCCCAGCUGGACGGGCUUCACUGGGGAGCGGCCCACGGGCAGGCUGAGCGCAUCGGACAGAGAGGACGAAGACGAAGGAGAUGUCAACGAGCCGCACCUGUACAGGACUUCCCUGUCCCCGACACACACCAACCUGUUCACUUCUGCUGCCAUGGCAACAGCGGCGAGGGGUCUGAGGAGCGGAUCGUCCUUCAGGAAUACAGGAAGUGGAGAGAGGUCGUGGAGGCGGGACGAGCCAGCGUGGACAGAGAGGAGGGAAGCAGGUUUACAAGGUGACUCGAGGAGCCGGGGGCAGCAGCGAAGUGUGCCAGCUCCUGCGAAAAGCAAACGAGGGCCCGGACGGCCCAGGAAGCACCCGCUGCCUCCCGCCUCCGCCGCCGCAUCCUCCCCCACGUUUUCAUCUGCAGCUCCGUUUGCGUCGCCGCCUGACCUGUUGCCAGCAAGCAGAGACGGGAGAGAAGCGGGAGGGAGAACGGAGGGCACCGUGCCAGAGAGAGGAGGAGGAGGAGGCAGUGCUGCACAGCAGGUUACAGAGCUGGAGGCCAGGAGGAAGAGAGGUCGCAAAAGAAAACACGGCGCCUCUCCUGGCCACGAGAGUUUUGACAACGAUCAGUCGGAGAGCGACACACUCCCUGAACUCCUCAACCAGUCGGACGUCGACCAGGCGCCGUCCCAACCAGCGAUUGUCCGAAGGGAGGACAGGUCGGAUGGACCUCCCAGGAAGACGUUUCUGAGAGCGGGGCUUUACUCGGACGAUUACAAAACUGCAGAUCCCCCCUCCGAAGUCCAGAACGGCAGUGAUAAUCUGGAGUACACACCGGGGAAGCACGAGUUCAGCCUUUUACCUGCUCCCAUACACGUUGGAAAGUACUUGAGACUGAAGCGAAUUCACUUCCAGUUGCCGUACGAUGUGAUGUGGCUGUGGCAGCACGACCAGCUUUACCGUCAGCCUGCUGUCCCCCUGAAGAGGAAGCGGCGUUACUGCCGCCUGAAGCAGAGAAUUGCGUCUUUUCUGCCUACAGUGGAGAGCUCCAGGGACCUCACCAGUUUGUUCCCUCAUCUUGAUGUCGAGCCUCUGAACAGCAGCGAGCGGAGCUUUGUGGUGAAGCACCGCGUGUUCCUCAUCAGGAAUUUGGAGCUGGUGAGAGACCGACAGAUCCAGAUGAGGAUGGAAAGAGAAAUGGAUGAAGAGGAGGAGGAGGCGGGAGAGGAAAGAGAAGAUGGAACCAGUGGGGACGACCGCCACUUCAAGUCAGGUCCAUGA